GUGGUGCAAUCUGGUCCUUGUGUUCGAUACCCGUUUACUACUUCUGACUUGUGCACUUGCAGAAUCAGGGAUGGGAAAGGGGAAGACCUGAUCCCGCGAUCACUUUCGCCCUUCCUUGGUGAUGGGGAUCGUCGCGGCGAGGUAGAUUGGCUCCUUGGAGGGACGGAUUUGUCCCUGUCUUCAGUGGGUAGCGACUUGUCUAUCGUUGGUGGCGGUAGAUCGUCGCUUAAGUGUCCUUCUGAGCGGGAUGGGCUCCCGGUAGGGGUGUUCUCUUUCGAGUUCACCAUGAUUGCGUUUUCGCAAAAAUCUAGAUACCUUCGAGAUGAAUAG
This is a messenger RNA of Microthlaspi erraticum, 330 nucleotides long. The record is from the annotation of a GenBank genome assembly. Lineage: Eukaryota; Viridiplantae; Streptophyta; Magnoliopsida; Brassicales; Brassicaceae.